Molecule: messenger RNA, 1295 nt
Organism: Dendronephthya gigantea
Lineage: Eukaryota; Metazoa; Cnidaria; Anthozoa; Malacalcyonacea; Nephtheidae
Product: proline-rich extensin-like protein EPR1
Exons: 2
Coding region: 1-1221 (406 amino acids)
Source: RefSeq, a predicted model, not a curated record
AUGGAAAUUAUUAAGCCACCAGAACAAACUAUUAAGCCACCAGAAAAGACUAUUAAGCCACCAGAACAGGCUAUUAAGCAACCAGAUCAGGCUAUCAAGCCACCAGAAAAGACUAUUAAGCCACCAGAACAGACUAUUAAGCCACCAGAACAGGCUAUCAAGCCACCAGAACAGACUAUUAAGCCACCAGAACAGGCUAUUAAGCCACCUGAACAGACUAUUAAGCCACCAGAACAGACUAUUAAGCCACCAGAACAGGCUAUCAAGCCACCAGAACAGACUAUUAAGCCACCAGAACAGUCUAUUAAGCCACCAGAACAGGCUAUUAAGCCACCUGAACAGACUAUUAAGCCACCAGAACAGACUAUUAAGCCACCAGAACAGACUACAAAGCCACCAGAACAGGCUAUUAGGCAACCAGAAAAGACUAUUAAGCCACCAGAACAGGCUAUUAAGCCACCAGAACAGGCUAUUAAGCCACCAGAACAGACUACAAAGCCACCAGAACAGGCUAUUAGGCAACCAGAAAAGACUAUUAAGCCACCAGAACAGGCUAUUAAGCCACCAGAUCAGGCUAUUAAGCCACCAGAACAGGCUAUUAAGCCACCAGAACAGACUAUUAAGCCACCAGAACAGGCUAUCAAGCCACCAGAACAGACUAUUAAGCCACCAGAACAGUCUAUUAAGCCACCAGAACAGGCUAUUAAGCCACCAGAACAGACUAUUAAGCCACCAGAACAGACUACAAAGCCACCAGAACAGGCUAUUAGGCAACCAGAAAAGACUAUUAAGCCACCAGAACAGGCUAUUAAGCCACCAGAUCAGGCUAUUAAGCCACCAGAACAGGCUAUUAAGCCACCAGAACAGACUAAGGCACCAGAACAGACUAUUAAGCCACCAGAACAGACUAUUAAGCCACCAGAACAAACUAUUAAGCCACCAGAACAGACUAUUAAGCCACCAGAACAGGCUAUUAAGCCACCAGAACAAACUAUUAAGCCACCAGAACAGACUAUCAAGCCACCAGAACAGACUAUUAAGCCACCAGAACAAACUAUUAAGCCACCAGAACAGACUAUUAAGCCACCAGAACAGACUAUUAAGCCACCAGAACAAACUAUUAAGCCACCUGAACAGACUAUUAAGCCACCAGAACAGACUAUUAAGCCACCAGAACAGACUAUUAAGCCACCAGAACAGGCUAUUAAGCCACCAGAAUAGGCUAUUAAGCCACCAGAACAGACUAUUACGCCACGAACAACCACACAUCAAAAACCUUGUCUCAAUACCGAGGA